GAGCUAAAAGCUCAAAGCACAAAGUUUAUUCCGUCUCCUUAAAACCUCUUCAACUUCACAUAUUCCGUCUCCUUUCCCAACUAGAAACAUUUUAAAAGGAGGAAGAAGAGAUUCAAUUUUCUGUUUUAUUCCUCUAUAGCACUAUUUGUUAACCAGUUUUUAUUUAUCUAUCUAGUUCAUCAAUGGAGAGUGAACGAGGAAACUCUACAGAAAACAAAAAACCAAAUGAAUUGGUGUCCGUCGAAAAUCCAAAGUCUGACUUGUCCUUCCGUUACGUAUUGAUAUUUUUUCAAGAAUAUUACGCACCUGGGUUUCUCAAGAAGGUGAUAGCGGAGGUAAUUGCGACGUAUCUAUUGGUGUUUGUGACGUGUGGUGCUGCUGCAAUUAGUGCGAGCGACGAACACAAAGUGUCGAGGCUUGGAGCUUCCGUUGCGGGUGGACUCAUUGUGACAGUCAUGAUAUAUGCUGUUGGACAUAUCUCUGGUGCGCAUAUGAAUCCUGCUGUUACCUUUGCUUUUGCCGCCGUUAGACAUUUCCCAUGGAGACAGGUACCACCGUAUGCAGCAGCACAACUUACAGGAGCGACCUCGGCUGCAUUCACUCUACGGGUAUUGCUUCACCCAAUAAAACAUGUGGGAACUACAACUCCUUCAGGCUCAGACAUUCAAGCUUUAAUCAUGGAAAUUGUGGUCACCUUCUCUAUGAUGUUCAUCACCUCAGUCGCCACUGAUACCAAAGCUAUCGGUGAGCUGGCAGGCAUGGCAGUUGGUUCGGCUGUAUGCAUUACUUCUAUCUUGGCGGGGCCGGUGUCAGGAGGAUCAAUGAACCCAGCUAGAACCAUUGGACCUGCAAUGGCUAGCAACGAUUACCGAGCAAUAUGGGUGUAUAUAAUCGGUCCUGUUUGUGGAACAUUACUUGGGGCAUGGUCCUAUAAUUUCAUCAGGGUCACUGACAAACCAGUCCAUGCAAUAGCACCAGGACAGUCAUUCUCGUUUAAACUUCGAAAAAUGAAGAGCAAUGAUGAAGAACAAGGCGUAUAA
This is a messenger RNA of Nicotiana attenuata, 1040 nucleotides long. Its product is annotated as aquaporin NIP2-2-like. Gene Ontology annotation, cellular component: membrane. The record is from RefSeq and is a predicted model, not a curated record. Gene Ontology annotation, biological process: transmembrane transport. Lineage: Eukaryota; Viridiplantae; Streptophyta; Magnoliopsida; Solanales; Solanaceae. Gene Ontology annotation, molecular function: channel activity.